Molecule: messenger RNA, 852 nt
Organism: Nerophis lumbriciformis (worm pipefish)
Lineage: Eukaryota; Metazoa; Chordata; Actinopteri; Syngnathiformes; Syngnathidae
Source: RefSeq, a predicted model, not a curated record
AUGGCGGCGUCGCUGCUCUCCGAGAGCGACAUCAGGCACCGGUCCAUGGCGGAGGAGGAUCCGAACGGUAACGAGCACGGGGCGGCCGCACACAGCUCGGCGCCCCGCUGGGGACCGCAACACGCUGGAGCCCGGCAGCUGGCUCGGCUCUACUCUCCCGGUAAGCGUCUCCAGGAGUGGGUUUGCGUCAUAGUGUGCCUCGUUCUCUUCGUUCUUAACUUCACCUUGCUCCUCCUGCACUUCUCCGCCUUACACGUCUACAAGAUCAUCCCCGGUGUCGUUCUGGGAAUAUUGACAGCAGACUUUGCAUCAGGGAUGGUACACUGGGGGGCGGACACUUGGGGAUCUGUUGACAUCCCUCUGAUUGGCAAGGCAUUUAUUCGGCCGUUUCGGGAGCACCACAUAGACCCGACAGCCAUCACUCGCCAUGACUUCAUUGAAACCAAUGGCGACAACUGCAUGAUCCCUAUUUUGCCGCUGGUGCACAUGGCCUACAAGUUUUCCACUUAUACACCAGAGGCCUUGGCGGCAUCCUAUCCCUGGGACUGCUACGUCUUUGCCCUGGCCGUUUUCGUCACCUUGACCAACCAGAUUCACAAGUGGAGUCACUCCUACUUCGGGCUCCCGCGCUGGGUCACACUGCUGCAGGACUGGCACGUGGUGUUGCCACGGAAACACCACCGCAUCCACCACGUCUCGCCACACGAGACAUACUACUGUAUUACUACAGGCUGGUGUAACUAUCCCCUGGACCAGCUGGGCUUCUGGAGGUGCAUGGAGCAUCUAAUCGAGCGUCUGACGGGUCAAAAACCUCGAUCGGAUGACCUGGCAUGGGCCAAGAAGACUGACUGA